AUGUCUAAUGGUGAUUUGGUCUCCUUUUCCCUGUGUCAUGGCCUGGUAGAACUUUGUGAUGGGCUUCCUACUUUCGUCAAAGGGUGGAAAGAGGAAUUCUUCUUUGUUUACACUUCUUCUUUCCCUGGCCUCAUGCGAGAAAGCAUUGGUCUUUUGGCUCAGAACUAUGUUAAGUGGGCAGAUCCAGAAGAAGUAACCCUAGGUAUAGUUGGUGUAAGUCCUGUUUGGAACGGAUUAGGUAAGAAACUUGUUGAAACUAUGGCCGGUCGAGAAGUAACUUUGCUAGAUCGCUUGCAUAAGAAACGGUUAAUCGAUUCAUAUGUGGUUGUCAAAGAAGUUAUUAUACUUGACUCCCCUUCUCUCUAA
Molecule: messenger RNA, 366 nt
Organism: Lactuca saligna
Lineage: Eukaryota; Viridiplantae; Streptophyta; Magnoliopsida; Asterales; Asteraceae
Source: the annotation of a GenBank genome assembly